AUGACUGUUGGUUCGGAAGUUUUUGGGGACUGGAUGUAUCUGCUCCUCGAUAUUGCUGUCGAUUUGGCCAAAGGUGGUUGGGGCGGUCGCGUGUACCUCAACUCCUUUAUCCAUGCCAUCCCCCUGCUGUCCAUGACCAAGGAGGCCAGAAAGUCCCUUGACAAAAUUAGUAGAUUUUGCUGA
Clonostachys rhizophaga is the source of this 183-nucleotide messenger RNA. Lineage: Eukaryota; Fungi; Ascomycota; Sordariomycetes; Hypocreales; Bionectriaceae. The record is from the annotation of a GenBank genome assembly.